Messenger RNA from Stomoxys calcitrans (stable fly), 4765 nucleotides. Its product is annotated as nidogen. The transcript has 12 exons. Gene Ontology annotation, molecular function: calcium ion binding. The record is from RefSeq and is a predicted model, not a curated record. NCBI's taxonomy places the organism in Eukaryota, Metazoa, Arthropoda, Insecta, Diptera, Muscidae. Bases 402 to 4481 code for a protein of 1359 amino acids. Gene Ontology annotation, biological process: cell-matrix adhesion.
AAGAUCUUUCAGUUGCAAAAGUGUAGCAAGAGCGUGUACAACGCUUUUCGGACUAAACAUCCGCCAAUAUUCGAAACUCUUGGUGUUUAAAGAAGAAAAAAAAGAGAACAAAAAAUAGAAUACUACCAAGAAAGUGAAGUUAUUUAUAAAAAAACCACUCGGUUUUCAUAUAAACAGAUACACAUAGAUAUACAAUUGCUUUUAGCUUAAACCGAAAAAGGAAAAUAAAAAUACACACAUACUUACAAUAGCAAACAGCAACAAUUUUGCAAAAAGAAAAAAGAAAUUUUAAAGAAUAAUGCAGUGAAUAAGUGAGAAGCAUUUUAAAACCGAAAAAAUUCUCCAAAAAGAAUUUUAUCCUUUGUGAAGCGAGUUAAUUAAGAAAAAAAGAAGAAACUAAAAUGUUGAUAACAAAAAUGAAAACUGCCACACAAUUGUGGUGCGUUUCCGCUUUACUACUUCUAAGUAUUUCCUGUACUUCCGGUCACAUUUUGGAUAGUCUGCACAUCAAUGAAUUGUACACCCCCGAUAGUGGCAGCCAGGAUUCCGUUUUAACACUGGCCAAGGGAGAUGCUGAAUUUCUUGUUUGGCAUUUGGACAAUCCCAUCAGCUUUUAUAGUGAAAAAUAUGAUCAGUUAUAUAUCAAUACGAAUGGCAUUUUGACAUUUAAUAUUGAAUUUCCGGAAUACAUCAAUCAACCAUUUCCCUUUGAGUACCCUUCAAUAGCUGGUUUCUAUUCGAAUGUGGAUACGUCGGGUGGUAAUGAGUCAACAUCGAUUACCAUUUUCAGUACUCAGGAUCCUGAGCAACUGCAAAAGGUCAGUGAACUGGUGCGUUAUGCCUACGAUGAGAAAGCAGAUUUUGAGGCUACGGAAGUAAUUGUGGCCACUUGGAAAAAUGUGGGCUACUAUGAAUCGAAAACCGAUCAACUGAAUACUUUCCAGAUUGCCUUGAUUGUGGACGAUGAAGACACCUUUGUGCAAUUCAUUUAUCCUUCGGGCGGCCUUAACUGGUUGCAGGGAGAAAAUGGUCCUUUGGGCUUGCCCGAUAUUCGGGCUCAAGCUGGUUUUGUAGCAGAAGAUGGCCGAUCCUUUGAUCUCGAAGGUUCGGGUACUGAGAAUGCUCGUUUUCUUGCCGACAAGUCCAAUGUUGGCAUUGCUGGUGUUUGGCUUUAUCGUGUUGGUCCCCUUGAUUAUGAAGAAAAUGUGAAAGGACCCACCAAUGAGGAGACUUUUACUGAAUCCCCCACCGUCUCGCAAACCUGCUCGGAGGCUGGACAUAGGGUUUGCAAUAAAAAUGCCGUUUGUGUUGAUAAGUUCGAAGGCUAUUGCUGCGUGUGCAAUUCAGGAUUCUAUGGCAACGGUGCUGUCUGCAUUAAGGAUGAUUUGCCUGUUCGUGUUACAGGUUCGCUCAUGGGUGAAAUCAAUGGAGAGACCAUCAACGAUGGCUCUAAAUUACAGUCUUAUGUGGUGACUGCCGAAGGUCGCAGUUAUACCGCAGUCACUCCCAUAACCACCGAAUUGGGCUCGAACUUACGCUUGGCCUUGCCCUUGGUUACCUCUAUUGGUUGGUUGUUUGCCAAGCCUUUGAAUAACACACAAAACGGUUAUCAACUGACCGGAGGUGAAUUUGUCCAUACCUCCAAAAUGAGUUUUGAAACUGGCGAGGUUUUGCUCAUCAAUCAAACGUAUGAGGGCCUCAACUACUGGGAUCAGUUGUCCUUGAAAAUCGAAUUACAUGGUCAAGUGCCUGCCAUUAAACCCUCGCUUAAGUUACACAUGGCCGAGUAUACCGAGGAGUAUGAAUUUGUCUCUGAAAAUGAAUUGCAUUCCCUACAAGCCCACACCGUGGAGAUACCCGAAGAAAAUCGAGUGUUAAACUUCCAAUUGGAGCAGAACAUCAAUUUCGAGCGUUGUUGGGUGAAUGAGCAUAGCAAAUAUGAGAUUGUUGGCACCACCUAUUUGCAAAAGAUCUCCAAGAUUAUGUUGGACUUCUUUGAGAGGGAUCAGGCCUUGCGUACCAGUAUUUUGACAGUGGCUGGUGUAAGUGCUGCCUCGAAUGCCUGCACCGAUGGCACUGCUGUGUGUGGUGAAAACAUGGUCUGCAUACCCUAUGAUGACACCUACCGUUGUGAUUGCAUUCAUGGCUAUGGACCUCAGGUAACCGAGACAGGCGCUGAGAUCUGUGUGGAUAUUGAUGAGUGUGCCUUGGGCACUCAUGUCUGUGAUGAUAAUGCCCUGUGCACCAAUAAUGAGGGUGGUUUCAACUGUGUCUGCUUUGAUGGCUAUCAGGGUAAUGGUUAUCGUUGCUUGAUCAAUGGCACAGUGGCAGAUAAUAUUGAAGCUCCUAUGGGUGGUGGUGGUCAUAAUAUUGGAACACCUGUAUAUGUAAUGCCAGGCGAAGAACAUACCGACGAAAGGGAGCAGACCACCGGCCAGGAGCACUAUAUGCCACCCAUGCAAUAUCCCUCUACCACACCGAUGAGUUCGUAUAAUCCUUAUAAUGCGGAUGAUUGUUUCCACUGUUCCCCCUACGCCGAUUGUUGGGAAGGCAAAUGUGUGUGUCGUGAAGGAUUUAAUGGUGAUGGUUUCUAUUGUGCCAGCAAUUGUGCCUUGGAUGAGGUUUGGGAAGAUGGCAAAUGUGUAAAACUGUCCUAUGAGGAGCCUGACAUUGAGCCACGUUGCAAUUUCUUUGGCGACUGUGUAUGUGAUGAUGGUUAUGAGUUGAUGAGUGAUGUCCAAAUGUGUCGUUGGGUGGGUCAUUUCAAUGGUGAAUCAAAGACUGAUGAUUUUGUUCCUUGCGAUGUUGAAUUCAAUUGCCAUGUCAACGCCACCUGUGAAUGGUUCCCCAUGGAGUUGAGACAUGUUUGCACCUGUAAGUCAGGCUACUAUGGUGAUGGUUAUAAUUGUGCUGUUAUUGAUGAAUCCUGUGCUGUGAAACCCGAAAUCUGUGAUCCCCAAGCCGAAUGCAAUUACAAUGAUGCCCUGGGUCGUUCUCAGUGCCAGUGUAAACGCGGCUAUGAGGGUGAUGGUUUCCGUUGUGCCUUGGCCCCCGAAUGUGUGGAGGAUUUGGAUUGUGGCCAAAAUGCUUUCUGUGAUCAUGAUGUUUGCCAAUGCUUGCAGGGCUAUGAACGUGAUAUGUCCGAUAUGUGCGUAUUGGCUGGCAGCUGCGGGGCCGUUUUCUGCGGAGCCAAUGCCAUUUGUAAAUUUGACCAUGAUCAGGGAGUUAAAUACUGUGAUUGCAUGGAUGGCUAUGAGGGUGACGCUUCCAUUGGUUGCAAGAGCAAACCAAUGCCUUGCAAUGUUCAGUAUAAUUGUGGCGUCCAUGCCAGCUGUGAGCCCACUGAAGAUCCUGCCUAUUAUGAGUGCCAGUGCCAUGCUGGCUUUAAUGGUGAUGGCUAUGUUUGUAUUGAGGAUCAGAAUUGUUUGAAUACCCCACAACUGUGUGACAUGAAUGCCCAGUGUUUGUCCACCAACAAUGGCUUGGUGUGUGUGUGCAAUAAGGGCUUCUAUGGCAAUGGCUCGUUGUGCAUGGAACGUAAGCAACAUGAUUCCGGUUUCUUGUUGGUCUCCCAGGGUGUUGUCAUUGUGCGCGUUCCUUUGAAUGGUAAAAAUGUGCGACCCAUAUCAGUAGCCUCCAUGGCCAUUGGUUUGGAUAAAGACUGUGUGGAAGGUCGCAUCUAUUGGGGUGAUAUCUCAACCAAGAAGAUAAUCAGUGCCAAAUACGAUGGCAGCGAUGUAAAGACCUUCAUUUCCGAAGAUGUGGAAUCACCUGAAGGCAUUGCCAUUGAUGCCAUAUCGAGACGCAUCUACUGGACUGACUCGGUAAAGGAUACCAUAGAGGUGGCCAGCUUGGAUGAUCCUAGCCUAAGGUCGAUUUUGGUUAGCAAGAAUUUGGUAAAUCCUAGAGGCAUUGCUGUGGAUCCCUACAGAGAAAAAUUAUACUGGUCCGAUUGGAAUCGCGAAUCUCCCAAAAUUGAAAUGUCCGAUUUGGAUGGUACCGGUCGUGAAAUGUUGAUGGACAAACAAGGCGUUACUUUGCCCAACUCUUUGGUGGUCUUGGAACGCUCUGGUGAACUUUGCUUUGCUGAUGCCGGCACCAAGAAAGUCGAGUGCAUUGAUCCCUAUUCCAAAAAGUUGCGCACCAUUUCCAACGAACUGAGCUAUCCAUUUGGUUUGGUGUUUACCCAGGAUCAAUUCUAUUGGACCGAUUGGACCACCAAAAAACUCGAAAGCGUUGACAACAUGGGCCUACGUCAACAGAGCAUGCAAAUUCCCUUCUUUGGCAGCCAUAAAAUGUAUGCCAUGACUUCGGUGGAGGACACCUGCUCACAAAUGGACAGUCCCUGUCAAAUCAAUAAUGGCGGCUGUUCGGAUUCUCGCCUCUGCCUGGUCAAUCGCAAGGCCCCAUCGGGUAAGAGCUGUAAGUGCACAGCUCUCUCAAAGUUGUGCAAUGUUCCCAAUCCCUUCAACAACAUGUAAAAGUACUUAAGUGAGAAUUCAUUGAAGAGUGAAGGAAGCAUAUACAGGACCGAAGUCAAGUCAAGUUUAAUUCAUUCGUAAUUUAUGUGUAAAACAUAAUUUGUUAAAAGAAAUUCAUUUGUAAUUGUAUUUUAUUAUUUUAAUUCUAUGGAUUUUAUUCCGCACUUACCAAAGAGAGAAACUACGAUCAUUAAAAAAAAAACAUAUUGGUGACAAAAUUUGAUAAAUUGUGCCAUAUCAUCAACUUUUUUACUGCAAUAAUAAAUUAAAUAAUUUAAAUAAAA